Messenger RNA from Anneissia japonica, 1615 nucleotides. Its product is annotated as ankyrin repeat and SOCS box protein 7-like. The record is from RefSeq and is a predicted model, not a curated record. The coding region runs from base 254 to 1123 and encodes 289 amino acids. Gene Ontology annotation, molecular function: protein binding. Gene Ontology annotation, biological process: intracellular signal transduction. The transcript is spliced from 5 exons. Lineage: Eukaryota; Metazoa; Echinodermata; Crinoidea; Comatulida; Comatulidae.
ACUCGUUAUUUAUAUAUAUUCUGUAUAUAAACGUGGAUCAAAGUAGAGGUAGGCUAAUUUUGAACGUGAUUUGAUAUGGAUUAUAUCCGGGAGAUAUGUGUUGCUCGCGGGAGUGCGGGAAACGGUGCAGAUUCUGGAAGACUUUAACGUAAGCAGGAAACUCAUGGAUCCCCUGCUAGCAGGCCUAUUAUACAACACUUUUUGAUAUGGUCAUCAAGAAAAGUAUUUAUCUUUUAGAUAGUGCUGCAAGUUGAUGAUUUUGUCAAUGGGCUAUUCUCCUAAUGAAGUUGAUUCAAAUGGCUGGACUCUAUUACACUUAGCAGCAGCAUUAGGAAACGAGCAUGUUAUAAAAACAUUGAUACAAUAUGGAGUCAAUCCCGAAAUUCAGGACAAUGUUCGAGGGUUUACAUGCCUACAUUAUGCAGCAAUGCACGGGUUUACACGUCUUGCUCGCAUUUUGUUAGAAGUUACCAAAGACAAAUUCCACUUCAUUGAUACUCCAAACAUAGAUGGUUGGACUCCCUUACACGUGGCAGCACAUUAUGGACGUGAUAAAAUUGUUAAAACUCUGCUUUAUUUCAAAGCAACAGUGGACCCUUUGAGUUUAGAGGGAACAACUCCGCUGCAGUUGGCGGUUAUGAAACAGAAAGUAAAUUGUGUCCGCAAACUGAUCGGAGCAAAAGCACGUAUCAACGUUCAAGGGGGUUUCCCUCUGAGACACGCUAUCAUUAAGGGUUACCUUAAAAUAGCGGAGUUGCUGCUAAAGGAAGGGGCUGAUCCUACUCUAGUCCGUGAAGAGGACAACCAAACACCCCUUCACUUAGCCGUCCUGCGAGAUGAAGUUGAAUUGUGUAAAAUACUUUAUCGAUUUGGUGCACUUUGCUGGGUACAUAAUGACAACGGUGAAACACCUCUAACAAUUGCCACAGUAAAAAUUAGGGUCAAUGAAGAAGUUUCUUCAAGGUCAUGCCUACCAAUACUAGAAGCGUUUGCAGGACACCCACGAUCAUUGAAGAGUCUUUGUCGGUUUGUUAUCAGAGAAAAUGUGUACUGCUUAAGUGAACUUCAUCAACUGCCGCUUCCAACAUUAAUGGUCAGCUACUUGAAAUACAAAUUUGAUUAGUGAUCGCUUACUAAUUCCUUUUAACAGCCAAAGACCAUUGAGUCGUCGUACGACUGUCGGCCGACGAAUACAUUUCCGCUCUCUGUGAGCGAUUGACAACACGACAGGACACCGCCUGCUGAUGUUUGAUUGCAUUCUAGCAAUCGUCAUUAACAACCAAUAUAUCGUAUACGAAACGUCGUGUUCCAUUCUUCAUAAAAUCAACGACGACAAUGAUGAUAACGUGGGUUGGCUACGACGAAAUGACGAUGAUGAUAUGCUUUCAGUAUGUAGUCAAAAAUAAACAAUGACACCAAGAAUCGUCUUUAGGUUUAUUUGAAAAUAUACAGAAGUACUUGAAAAUGAUAUGCACAAUAAUGUAUUAGUAAGCCGAGUCCGAUCUAGUCAUGCAUUUAUUUUGCUAUCGUACAUUGAUGACUAAGAUAAAAUCCAGUCUAUUUGCUACGACGUGUACACAGAAUAUUAAAUACAUUACCAAACAGGUUGAACAAA